CUGACUGCGUUAUCAAACAUUUCAGUUUACAUAUUAUGAGUACCUAGUAGUAUAAAAUAACUUCCAGAAAAGUGAUCCACGCAGUACUCGUGAAGUUGAAGAUAUGAUGAGCCCAAAGCAUUUGACUUUGCUUCGCUACCUGAUUUAUAUUUGUUUAACAUUCAAUCUCGUAGCUGCCGAAAGUCAGGAACUUCAUUAUAAUAGAAAAUUUCCAGAUGAUUUUUUAUUUGGCGCAGCUACUUCAGCGUACCAAAUUGAAGGUGCUUGGAAUGUAGAUGGAAAAGGAGAAAGUAUUUGGGAUACUUACGUUCACAGAGUACCCUCCCCAAUUAAAAAUGGAGAUACUGGAGAUAUUGCAUGUGAUAGUUAUUACAAAUACAAAGAGGAUGUCAAACUUGCUGCUGACCUCGGUAUAAAACUAUAUAGAUUUUCGAUAUCUUGGCCAAGAGUAUUGCCUACUGGAAAAGCCGACAAUAUCAGUGAAGCUGGUCUCAAUUAUUAUAAAAAUCUAGUUAAAGAAAUUCGUAACUACGGCAUGAUUCCAGUCGCUACUAUCUACCACUGGGACCUUCCUCAGAAGCUCUAUGAUGAAGGUAUUCAUUGGAGUAAUGUUAGUUUGGUACCAUAUAUUGUAGACUAUGCAAGAAUUGUUAUAAAAGCGUUACCUGACGUAGGAUAUUGGGUUACCAUCAAUGAGCCAAAACAAGUCUGCCGUAUCGGAUAUGGUGCCACUAUGCUAGCGCCUGCUUUAAACAGCAGUGGGCUCUUGGAAUACGAUUGUGCCUAUGUGCUUGUUAAAUCCCAUGCUGCUAUUUAUCGUAUGUAUAAAAAGGAGUUUCCCGAUUAUAAAGCGAAAAUGUCCAUAGUCAUAGAUUGUCAAUGGAUAGAGCCACAAACAAAUGCGCCUAAGGAUAAAGAUGCCGCUGAACGACAACUUCAAUUUGAAUGUGGCUUAUAUUUCAAUCCCAUCUUCAAUAAUGGUGACUGGCCAAAAGUAGUGAAAGACAGAGUAGAUUUUAGAAGUUUGAAAGCUAACUUAACUACAUCCAGACUCCGAGCUUUCACUGAAGAAGAAAAAAUAUAUAAUAAAGGAACAUAUGAUUUUCUGGGAUUAAAUCAUUAUUAUACUAUGUUAGCUAGGGACGAAGCAGAAGAAGCGCCAUUUAAUGAAACCAAUUAUGAAAAUGACGUUGGAACUGUUGACUCAUUCGAUCCCAAAUGGGUUGUAGAAUCAAAUGGAUUAUUUGUGAUAGUUCCUGGUGGUGUGUUUAAAAUGUUGAAAUGGAUUAAACAGAAUUAUGGAGAUCAAGAUAUCAUAAUAACUGAAAUAGGAAUGAGCGACAAUGGUACUUAUCUCAAUGACAAAGAUAGAAUAGAUUUUUACACAGAAUACUUUUGCAACAUCCUUGAGGCUAUGGAUGAAGUUAAAGUUAAAGGAAUCAUAUUGUGGAGUUUAAUGGAUAAUUUCGAAUGGAAUAGUGGCUACACUGCUCACUUUGGGGUAUAUCACGUUGAUUUUCAAAAUCCAAACAGAACCAGAACCCCUAAAGAAUCUGCAGGAUUUGUGAAAAAAUUAUCCAAAGACAAAACGUUGUCUUGCGGUAAUCCAAGUAAAUACAGAUCAGUUCCAAUGGCACUUCCUAAAUGGACACCAAAUGCUAAUGUUUCCAUAUGGAAUAACGGUACUGGAAAUAGAAACCAUACAAAUCCAGGAACGACACCAACUCCUUUACGUAAUAAUAACAAUGGAAAUGGCAAUGGAAAUAGGGGUAAAAACAAAGAUUGUUAAAGUAAAAGAUCCUAUCAGUAUUCUUUAAGUAUCACAAAUUACUUAAAUUGUUUUGUUUUUUUUUUGUUUCAAAAUUCAGAAGUUUACCAUUGUUACUUACCAUUGUUACAUAUUGUUAUUUAUUAUUAAAAAUUAAUAAACGAUUAAAAUAUA
Diabrotica virgifera virgifera (western corn rootworm) is the source of this 1942-nucleotide messenger RNA. Its product is annotated as myrosinase 1-like. Gene Ontology annotation, molecular function: beta-glucosidase activity. Gene Ontology annotation, biological process: carbohydrate metabolic process. The transcript has 8 exons. The record is from RefSeq and is a predicted model, not a curated record. Lineage: Eukaryota; Metazoa; Arthropoda; Insecta; Coleoptera; Chrysomelidae. The coding region runs from base 104 to 1789 and encodes 561 amino acids.